GGGGGGACACCUGAAAUCUGUAUAUAUAAACACACCAUCUUAACUAUAUCUCAAGAAGUUUUCCACAGGACUCAACUUCUACUGCAUCUGACUUGAAAAAGAGAUUUAUAGAAAUUUCAGCAUGGGUCUAAUCAGUAUCUUACUGAUUACCAUCUGUUUUGCCUCUGUUUUCGGCACUGGCGAUUCCCCUCUUUCUCCAGAGGAGAGAAAAGCCAUCCAAGAAAAUCUUGACAAGUUGCAGCUGAUUAAGGAUUUUAUGAAAGCAAUAUUUGAAUCUGACAAAAUAGAAAAAAGGGCCGAAGACAAGAAAGAAGAGUGUCUUCCCAUUGGGGCCGAGUGCAAUUUUUGGACUGGACCCAACUGCUGCUCGAUCAGAACAAGGUGCAAUGUUUUUGACAGACUAGAAAAUGGAGGUACUCCACGCGCCAGAUGGAGGUCUGCCUGCAGAGAAUACAACGGUGGAGUCUGGUUGGAUGAAAUUUACAAUUUUUUCAAGAACCUCGGUUAAAGUGGGUUGCAGGUGAAAAAAGAUUACAAUGUGAUCAUUAAAUGUUGCAUAUGUUGUGAAAGAUUAGCAUUAAUAGUACAAUAAAAUU
Molecule: messenger RNA, 596 nt
Organism: Argiope bruennichi
Lineage: Eukaryota; Metazoa; Arthropoda; Arachnida; Araneae; Araneidae
Exons: 4
Coding region: 122-508 (128 amino acids)
Source: RefSeq, a predicted model, not a curated record